AUUGCAGGAUUCCAACACCUUUCUUCAUCUUGACAUCCUCGUUGCCGCAAAUACGAUUGCUCCGCUGCAACCUGUGCGCAUAGCAGGGGCACGGACGGACCCAGCAUCUCCAGACGAAGGCGGUGUUUUGGCACAAGUGUGACGUUUUAAGGCAGGUCCCGGCCACAGCUACCAAUGAUACAAGUCGCUCCUAUUCCGCCGGGCUGGUCGCAAUGAACGGGCGUCGGAGCAGUGCACGGCAAAGGAGCAAGCGCAGCGAGACUGAUCGGCCAUCAAGGGGAUGCGGCAUCGGUACGCGGGAGCUGUCUAUCAGCACCAGAUCCCCCAGCAAAAGCGAGCGAGCGGGGAGCCAGCAGACGCGCCUGUUUUCAGCCUGCCGCCCCCGCCCUCUUCUUCUUCUCACCACCGAGACCGCGCUUCGACGACCGACGCUCACCGCCGGAGCCUCCAGGAGCUCCCGUGCGUGAGCCAGCCGCAAGGUGGGGACACGCCACCGUCGGCGGGCUCCUGCAACACCGACGGCGGCGUUACCGGCGCGCCGGCCACCCCCCAGCAGGAUCCCUGGGCCCCGGCCGCGGUUUUUCCGAGCUGCCACUGCAGCUUUUCCACGCAGGAGGCGAACCAUUCACAAAACCAGCAGCACCAUCGCGUCGCACCACCGCAGCCCUCCCCACCUUUCCCCCCGCCUAUACCGCCGCCGCCGACCUCCUCCUCCUCCUCCUCCUCCUCCUCCUCCUCCUCCUCCUCCUCACUGCUGUUUUCUCGGGAAUCCAAACGAGGGGAUCGUCUGGGAAGGAGUGCCAAUAAUCACCAACAGGCGAGCAUCGUGGAACGCUGCAGGGGGGGAGGAGGAGCAGGAGGGCAACGAGACUACAGGCAGUUGCAGCAGCAGCAGCAGCAGCAGCGGCAGCAGCAGCAGCAGCAGCAGCAGCACUGUCAUCCAAGACUCCCAGCGAGGAACUCCUCCCCUGAAAGAAUCGCUGCAAACUCACAGAAAAGGUGCACUGACAGACGAGCAUUCGAGCCUCGGGCGCAGGAGCAACAGAUUCCUCAAUUAAGAGCGCGGCAGCAGCUCCUGGUGCGGAGCAGCUUGCCUGUCAACCACUGCGCCAGCGGCUCCGGUGAGCUAUGUAGGACUCACCAGUCUCCACUGUUGCAUCAACAGCAGCAGCAGCAGAACAACGCACCGGGGCAGCACUGUGAAGCCCGAGAGCGCAAUAAGUGCGCGAGGACCCCCGCGCCGGGCGACCCGCAGGCGCAGCCGCACAGCGCAACGCCCCCGGCGACACAGCAGGCGUACGCGGCCAAGUCGAGCGCGACUGCAGGCGGCAGCAGCGGCAGAGAGAGCCCCAACUACGGCUCCAGCUAUCACCUGUGGCCCGAGAGCCCGCAUAAGCCGGGAGAGGAGAGGAUACGCAUCGAGCUCCACAAGGCCACAACUGAGAAGAAGAAGCUGAGCCAUGCUGGAUCCAAGCCCUCCCUCUCCGAGAGCAGCGGCCGACUCCCUCAGAUAGCCAUGAACACCUGCAAGUACAAUGGCGGCGUGGGGAGACCACUCGUGGGCAGUCUGGCGUCCUCGUCGCGCCGCAACCUCGCAGAGCUCGACUCGGAAACGCAGCCCCUGCAGACGCUGCACAGCUCUGGCCUGGAGGUGGUGGUGUCCAAGGGUAAUGGCGGCGAAGACCCCAGUAAGGCGUCCAAUGAGAGCCUGGUCAGGGAGGGCAGUGGGCGUGGCAGAGGCAGGGCGCCCCAGAAGAAAAACAGGGACAUUGGCUACAAGCUCGGCCACCGGAGGGCACUGUUCGAGAAGCGAAAGCGGCUCAGCGACUACGCGCUCAUCUUUGGAAUGUUUGGGAUUGUUGUCAUGGUGACGGAGACUGAACUGUCAUGGGGGGUUUACACUAAGGAAUCUUCAUACUCAUUUGCACUGAAAUGCCUUAUCAGCCUUUCCACUGUUAUACUGCUUGGUCUUAUAAUAAUGUACCACGCACGGGAAAUCCAGCUGUUUAUGGUCGACAACGGUGCAGAUGACUGGAGGAUAGCCAUGACCUAUGAGCGGAUCUUCUUCAUCGUGCUGGAGCUGCUGGUGUGUGCCAUCCAUCCCAUCCCCGGCCAGUACGUCUUCACGUGGAAGGCCCGGCUUGCUUUUACGUACACGCCAUCCGUGGCGGAUGCCGACGUGGACAUCAUCCUCUCCAUCCCCAUGUUCCUGAGACUCUACCUGAUUGGCAGGGUCAUGCUACUUCACAGCAAGCUGUUCACAGACGCUUCGUCUCGCAGCAUCGGCGCCCUCAACAAGAUCAACUUCAACACACGCUUUGUCAUGAAAACGCUCAUGACCAUCUGCCCAGGAACAGUUCUGCUGGUGUUCAGUAUAUCGUCCUGGAUCAUUGCUGCAUGGACUGUGCGCGUCUGCGAGAGGUAUCAUGACAAACAGGAAGUGACCAGUAACUUUCUGGGAGCUAUGUGGCUCAUCUCAAUUACCUUCCUCUCCAUUGGCUACGGGGACAUGGUACCACACACGUACUGUGGGAAAGGCGUGUGUCUGCUUACAGGGAUUAUGGGAGCUGGCUGCACUGCACUUGUGGUUGCAGUGGUGGCCAGGAAGCUGGAGCUGACCAAGGCAGAGAAGCAUGUCCACAACUUCAUGAUGGAUACACAACUCUGCAAACGAGUGAAGAACACAGCUGCCAAUGUACUCAGGGAAACAUGGCUCAUCUACAAACACACCAAGUUGGUCAAGAAGAUUGAUCACGCCAAGGUGCGGAAACACCAACGCAAGUUUCUCCAAGCCAUUCACCAACUCCGCAGUGUGAAGAUGGAGCAGAGGAAGCUCAAUGAUCAGGCCAACACAUUGGUGGACCUGGCGAAGACCCAGAAUGUGAUGUAUGACCUGGUGUCAGAACUCCAGGAGCGCAGUGAGGAGCUGGACAAGCGAAUCGGCACACUGGAGGACAAACUGGACUCGGUGACGGGCAGCCUGCAGGCGCUGCCCUGCCUCAUCUCCCAAGCCAUAACCCAGCAGCAGCAGGACUUCCUGGACGGCUUUGUUCACCGCUUCCGGCCCGCGUCGCUAGCCUCGGAGCGCUCCGAACGCUCCGAGCGAUCCUGGACGUCCACUACCCGCAGGCGGCGCUCGCCGUCCACUGCACCACACACCUCCUCCGACAGUGGAUAACCUCCAAGACGCACCUUUCCAAAAUCCAUCUCAUCACUUCAUUCUUCUGCUUCUCAAAGAGUCCAUCACUGGACUGAUGAUGAGCCCAUAUCUUGACCUCGCUCUACCCCCAAAACCCUCUCUACCCUCUUAACACCAAUGAGAUCCAAAAACCAAUUUCUCUCCCCCUGUGACUGAGUGUUUCAGCACAGGAUUGGAUUAGAGCAACUCCCAGCAGAGGGAAAAAAAUAAAAAUAAAAAUUAAAAAAAAUAAAAGAAAUCCAGAAAAAAUAAAAAUGCAUCUGAAAAACAAAAAAAGAAACAAAAGAAAAAGACUGAAAAACCGAGAUAAAGUAGAGAUAUGGUUUAUGUUUUAGCCAUUGUAUGGCUGUUCAAGUUAGCUUUUUUGUAAAAGCCCUUAAAAAUUGAGUUCAGGGUCGCUGGGGUGAGAGCUGGCUGUCACACCGGAGAGUCCUUAACCACCAGGGGGGAUCAGUGUGGCCUACCUGUCGGAGGGCGUCUGCUGGUAUCUGGUGAGGAGGGUGAGACAACAUUUUGGAUUUCCCUUUCAAAAGACUCGUGUCAUGGAUUCUUUCCCGUAGGUUAGGGCAAAAGCUGUCGGUGAGGCUGAACGUGCGGACUGGAGGUCAGUCAGUGUUGGAGACUGCACUAAAGCGGAGAGGAGAAAAGUGUUUGCACACAAGCGGAGAAAAGGGGGAUGGUAUGGCAUUACUACUGGGUAGGAAAAAUUUACACUAUUGCCAACUUCAAGGUUUCAGCUUCCUUGUUCUUAAGAAAAAAUGAGAGCGACUAUCUUUUUUAGUUACAUAUUGACGUGAUUUUUCAGUGCCUGAAUGUAUAAAUAGUAGAGGGUUAUUUAAUUACUAAUUUCAGAGCUUUUUUACGAUGUUAACAGUCUGACUACAGCAUUGCAUUCCCUUUUCAGAUACAUUCCUCUCCAAAUUUCAAAAGAAAACAUCUUAAAAUGAUGCAUAACAUUGCCUCCAUUAAGCAACCUUGUUUUGAAAACCUUUUUCUUUUCUAUUUAUACUAACACCGUGUAGGGGGGGGGAAUGUUCAGAGAGCGAGCGAACGUGUGUUUUAUGUGUGUUUGUAUGACUAUGUGUUCACUUUUUGGCUUGAUGCUGCACACCCAUACACAACAGUGGGAAAAUGUAGUGUACCUUCCACAGCACCACUAAUUAGAGCACCCUGUGCUCGCCAGAUAAUGGCAUGUCUUGAGGGCUGCUGGUGUAAAUGGGUUAAAGUGAGAAAGGAAGAAAAAAAAAACAUCCUGUCCCCAUGCAUGGUUCUGUGCAAAAAUGACAGAAGAACGUAUUGUUCCUUGGAUGGCUUGCUGAACUUAGAAGAUUUGGAUUUUUAAUCAUGUCCACUAUUUGACUGUUUUUUGUUUGUUUGUUUUUUUUGUCACCUUUCUGUUUUUUUCCACUGAAAUUUCCUUUUUAUAGCACCUAGAGAGUUGCAGUAAAUGUGAUUCUGUAAUGCAGUCCCUGUUUAAAAUUAUGAGGCGAAGGAAAACCAUGAUUACAAAAAAACAGUUCUGAAAGGAAGCAAAUAAAAGUGCUGAAAAAACUUUGAUGGGUACAGAACACUGAAUUGGUCCCACUGCAAUUUUAAAGAAAAAUAUUCUAAACAAACCUGCGCUGUUUUGCUGGGAAUUCAAAUGAGUACAUUGACACCAACUAAGAAAUGAGAGCUUAGCACUGAUAAGUUUAAAACAUCCACCUUGUAUAAAUUUAGAGAAAAAAAAACAAUUAUUAUUAUUUUAUAUUUCAAAAAACAAGACCAUAUUUUAAGAGUGGCAAGUAUGAGUCUAUUUGCAUUUCUCGACCAAGCGCUGUCAAGUAUUGGGAGUCUUCCUGGUUGCCUAGCUACCACACAGUCAUGUAAGAAAGGAUUCCCAUUGGAAUGAAUGAAAUCAACAAGAGGAAAUUAGUGUGGUAGUACAAGACAAGUCUCCAACAUCUGUUGUUUUAUUUAUCAAGUCAAAACAAAUUUUUAAUAUUGCUCAGUGGCACACUGCUGUUUUUAAAAUCCUUCAAAAAUGUUUACUGCAAUUGAAGUUACUUUAAAAGGCAUGGUGUGAUGCAACUUAAAUUUGGAAUGAGUAGUUUUCUAGUGAAAACAAUUAUAGGAAUUUUAGUAAUGUUUUCUAGUGCACAUAGAAUAGAACCUUCAAAGUUGAACACAAUAUGUUCUGUUGACUUCCAAGUACUGUAGUUGUCAUUGUAAUGUAACCCUUAUGAGGUGACAAAGGGGUGGAAAAUUAUCUUUACUAUACUAUCUUUCCAGAAGGUUUCUGGAAAAUUUCCAUGGGAAGUUAAGAUGGGGAAUUUUGGAAAUAUUCAAAAUUAGAAACUUUCCAUGGGGAUAAACUUUUUUUUUUUUUUUUUUGGGUCAUCAGUAGGCAUUCAUGCAAAAUAGGUAGCUCUCCUUGCCCACAUGUUAGGGAAUUAUAGUAACUUAAUUGCUUAAUUUUCUCCCCCCUUAACUCAAGUAGCGGCAUAUCUGUAGCUUGCUGGUAUUUAACAUUUUGGUGCGCAACACAAAGUAAAAAAAUUAAAAUUGACCAAGCGACGGCUCGUAACUCAAAAAACACAUAAAUUGGGGCACUCAAGGUACCACUGUACUUUUCUUGUUUUCGUCAGGCUUAUGCGCAAAUACUUGUAUUUUCCCCAAAUAUAUUAAAGUUUUGUAUUCGCAGCCAACAUUCAAAGUUGUACAUCUCUGGUUUAUUUCUGUUUAAUAUAAUGCAUUCACAUUAAUUCCCAUGGAAAGUUUCCAACUUUGAAAUUAACAACCUAAGUGAUGACAUCACACAUCACACAUCUUUUCGCUGCUCACCUAGCUGAAUCCUCACGUGACAAAACAAAUCACGAUGGCUUGAAGGCCAAAUUUUUUUUUUUUGGGUUGACCCCCAAAUUGUGCCAAUUAUAGGGUGUUCAACUUUGGAUAUUCUACUUAUUUGAAGAGCCAGUAGAGAGAGAGAGUUAGUUGGUUGGGGGCAAGCAUGCUGUCCUUUGAAUGCUAGUGCAUCUUAAAAAAAGGACUUUACUAUUAAGAUUAUCGGUGUGGCAUUUCAGCUCAUCAUUUAUUAUUUUGUGAAUUUUAUUUGGGCCAUGUUUGGGCGGUACCCCACCUCAGUUUAGUCCAGUGAGUCAUGUUGGACCCACCAUUCAUUUAAGAACAUAUUCAGUCCUCUUUGAGUGCAACGUAAUUAAGCAUGAAUAUUUGCUUUUUUUCUGCCCCCCGUUCAGUUGAUGAAGCAUGACUCUUUCCUGUGCCCACCUCGAGCCCCCAUCUUCUACAGUGCUACCCUCCUCUGCCCCAUUCCGUAUGAAAGGAUCCAUCCCGUCAUUACGGCCUCCUUUUUCAAUCAAUGUCAUCCAAUUACUUAUGACGGCUAAUGGCAGGCGGCUUGAUGCGACCUAGUUUGUCUGUUCAUGUCUCAUGGUUCAAUCUCUUUAUUAUGUCGUGAGGUUUAGGCUCGUGUUUGUCAUCUUUCAUCAUUAGGAAUAUGAGUCACACAAAGAGGCUUCCAAAAUGGCCUAUGGCAAAAACCUUGAAUAUAAAAAAAUAACUACAACAGCAGGGUAACACUCGGGUCGUGCUUGGUGAGUGUGUAAUAUUUGGUUACACAGGGUAGGAUGGUCUGAUGGUGUCAUCACACUGAAUAAAGAAUACAUAGAGCUGAGACAUGAUUCAUAAUUUGCACGGCAGAAGAGGGCAGGUUUUAAAUUUGACUAAUACAAAAUAAUAGCUAAAAACAAAUGUGGAAUUUCGGAACAUUUUCCAUUUUAAACAUUUAUAUGUGCAUAUCAAUACAUUUGAAUAUUAGAGAAGCUCAUUUCAUUCACAGUAUUUGAAACUCAUGUACUAUAUAGAUUCAUUAAACACACAGGCCAAUGCUUACCUAAUUUCCAUAUUAAAAAUCAUUUUGAUUGUUUUUUCUUGAGAUUAGCUAAAAUUAUAAAAAUCAUGGAAUAUUUCACUUUGCGCGUAAUGAAUACAUAUCAUAUAUGAGUUUCACUUUUUCAAUUGAUAUACUGAAAUAAAUUGUUUUCCACAAUUUUACAAUGUAUUGAUCUACUGAUGAAAGUACAAGCCAGGUUCUGUUGUGUUGCACUCUUCACUUUGUUACAUACAUUGGGUAUAAAAUGUUUACACACCCAUGUCAAAACGCCAGCUUUUUGUAAUAUUAACGAUGAAACAAAGAUUAUUUCUUUCAAAAUGUCAUUCUUAAUUUCAUUAUUUUUCCACAAUUACUGUGGCCUAUAACCUGUACAACAAUUUUUAAAAAUGACAUACUGAGAUAAUGCGGUUGCACAACUCUGCACACCCUCACAACUGGGGCUGUGAGUGUGUUCAGAACAAACCAAUCACAUUCAAAGUCAUGUUUAGUGGAAGUCAGCACACCUGUCACCAUUUAGUGCACAAGUCCUUCUGAUGAACUCUAAGUUCAGAUGUUCUUGUAGGCUUUUCCUGACACCUUUUUUAGGCCUGAAGCUUUUGUGCUCAAUCUGGCUGCUAUUUAGAACUGUUUAUAAUUACCUCCACCUUGACAAAGGCCCCAGUUCCGGCUGGAAAAAAAAUUAAAAUAAAAAUAAAUAAAUAAAAACAGCCCUAAAGUAUAAUGCUGCCGCCACCAUGCUUUAUUGUAUGUAUGGCGUUCGUUUGGUGAUGAGCAGUGUUGUGUUUGCGCCAAUUACCUGUAUGGCCAAAAAGUUCGGAGCAGAACACAUUUUCCCACAUGUUUAGGAGAUUUCAAUUGUGUUUUCUUUUCUCUGUAAGAUAAGGCUCAUGUCUUGCCACACUACCACAUAGCUGAGACAUAUGAAGAAGAUGGAGGACUGUUGCCACUUACUGUGCUUGUCAGAAAUUCCCGCAGCUCCUUCAAUGUUGCCAUCGGCCUCUUGGCAACCUCUCUCACCAGUUUUCCUCUCGUCUGUCAAUUUGGGAGGCAUGUCGAGUUCUUGGUAGUCUCACAUGACCAUCUUUACUGUGUUCCAUGGUAUACACUAUUUAAUGACUUUGAAAUUCUUUUGUACUGUUCUCCUGAUUGAUACCUUUGAACAAUGGCAUCCUUCUGAUGCUGUGGAAGCUCUCAGGGGAACAUAGCUUGUGCUGUAAGAUGUGAUUUCAAGAAUGUCUGGAAAAGCCUACUAGAACCACUGAACUUUAUUUGGGGUUAAUUAGAGGCACUUUAUUUAACCUUUGGCAGGUGUGUGCUGACUCCCAUUUAACAUUAGUUUGAAUGUGAUUUGUUAAUUCUCAACACAGCCACAUCCCAAAGGGUGUGCACACUUAACCAACCACAUUAUCUAUGUUCACCCCCCCCCCCCCCCCCCCCCCCCACUCAAACAGAUGUAUUUUUUCCAUUUGAGUAUUACAGGUGAUAGUUCACAUUAAUGGUGGUUUUUGAAAUAAUUUAUCUUGGUCUAAUUUUUUUAUAUCACAGAAACGUGGCAUUUGAACAGGGGUGUGUAGACUUUUGAUAUCUACCCUAUGACAUACAAAGGCCUGCCAAACGCUAUUUCAAAAUUGUAUAGCUGGCCAAUUUUCUCUUCUUGAAAACAGCAAACAUUUUUUUAGUGAAGUUGAUGGGCUUGUUUUAUGGUAUUUUGAUGGUAUUAGAUAAGAUAUCCCAGUCUUUUAUCACCCUGAGAAGAAAGCAACACACCUCUAUUGAACAAUAACCCUCCCCAAAAUGAAAUGUAACCCAUCUAUUGUUCUGUGUACAUUGCCUCCUGAUGCAUAAUGUACGUGGUAGCACUGGAAUAAAUCAAUGUUCAAUGAUGGCAAAAGGGUUGAACAUGUUCUCUGUAUGCACUGUGCUCAUUUUUAAUUUCGCAGCUCAACUGUUGUCCUAGCAAGGAGAGACACCAAGCUCAUAACAUUAAAGACUUUCCCCAUUGA
Molecule: messenger RNA, 9094 nt
Organism: Phyllopteryx taeniolatus (common seadragon)
Lineage: Eukaryota; Metazoa; Chordata; Actinopteri; Syngnathiformes; Syngnathidae
Gene: kcnn1a
Product: potassium intermediate/small conductance calcium-activated channel, subfamily N, member 1a
Exons: 9
Coding region: 281-3178 (965 amino acids)
Biological process (GO): potassium ion transmembrane transport
Cellular component (GO): plasma membrane; neuron projection; neuronal cell body
Molecular function (GO): small conductance calcium-activated potassium channel activity; calmodulin binding
Source: RefSeq, a predicted model, not a curated record